AUGGACCCCGCUACACAGGAUGCCAUUGAAACAAUGCGGCAGCUUCAGAAGUUGUCAAGAGAACUGCAGCCCGUCAAGACUGCACUGGCGGCGCUCCUAAAGCGUGAGCGUGUCAACCCUAACCCUCUAGCAGCAGCGGGGUCAGUGGACAAGAUAGCCUUGCGCGUGCUCGAUGUCUCCCGCAAGUACAGUGCGUUUUUUGAUCGGGCAUCUUACCUAUUGAACUGUGAGUUGCCACGUCUGCAGCGUCUGACGCCACUCUUGGAGGUGUCCGAGAAAAAUAGGGUUGAUUCCGCUCAGAAUGGCCACGAAAAAGCCGAGGUUCACCAGGACGCAUUUCGGCACGUCUGCUCACCGAAUGUGCCGCACAUUAUGCGGCCAAUGAAUUAUCACAUGGUUCAAGAGACGUUGCGGCUGCACAUGGAGAUGGUUGACUAUCUCAUCGCCACAGAGCGCUAUCAGUUGGCGCGUCGUGUAGCAGACGCCUAUGGGCUGCCGCUCUACUGGUUCCCGAAGUUAGUCACGCUUGCGCUUCCUGCAUUGCCGCCGAUUCAAGGUAAUAGCAACAACAAUACCACCACCAGUGAGGAAAGAGGACGAGACUCGGGCUCGCUCUCUGCAUCCACCUUUGUCUCGCCGUUCCUUACAGCCACCGCCACAGAGGAAGCGCCGAUGUCGAUCCCCGCCGCUCUGGAACCCGUACAAAUAGCGAUUCAGUGCAUUGAGGGGAGGCAUUCCGUCACGGAGGCUAUUGCGUACUGCGAGGAGCGGCUUUUAUCUGCCUUGGAAUGCAUUGAUACAGCUCAGCGGCGGAAAAUAACGGAGGUGUUGGAUGAUUUGCUGAUAGACCUUCACGCCACACGAUUGCUGCAAAUAUAUCGUGAUGGGCGGGCAGACCAGCAAAGCAUUAUUCAGUACAUCGCAGCUCAUCUUCUACCGAGAGCCAUGCACAGGCCCAUAUUUGUUCAGACCAUUAUUAACACCGUGACACUCCACGAGCCGUACACUUCGGAAAUGUCACGCGCGGACGGCGGUGGUCAACGUUCACCAACGCCCAAAUCCAAGAAAGUCAUUGCAGCAAAUAAGGACGCGGCACAGCUCGUGGCCUCCAUGAUGUCCGUGGAGGGUUACCAUAAGCUCGCAAUGUCGUUUCAUAGGGUAGUCGUUCUGGUGGGCUCGCAGAUGGUGGCCAUGAUUGGGUCUGUCCGGCGAGACUUGGGAUUUGCCUCGGAGGAGAAUGACCAGAUGAACGAGUGGAGGCACACGCUUCCGGAUCUCGCCACUCGCAUUGUUGCCACCUCCAUCUUUCUAAAGGACGAGUAUCUUGACCGCAUGGUGGUGGAGCGGCGCGCCAGUGUGGGUCCACUCGUCGCGCCCAUUUCGGAGAGUCACUUGAACACGCAGUCGGGUUCAGCCGCAUUCGAUGAGGCUAUGAUAGCCGUCGUGGAGGAAACACUGAGCCGACUUCCGGGACUGAGGCCGCACAGCAGCAGCAAUAGCAAUAGUAACAACCUGGCCCCUCUUACCGCCACAGAGCUUCUUGCAGCGGAGGAAGAGUGGAGCAACAAUGUUCUCUUCAUUAAGCGGCCCACGCGCUUCUAUUGCUACUUCACAAAGGAAUGUUUUGAUGGAGGAACGGGAGGAAAUUACCCAAUUGCGCUUCCUAAUGGCACCGUUGUGUCCAAGGUCGCGAUGAUGCAGAGCUGUUUGAAAAAAACCGGCGAGGGUGACCGCUCCCAGUCAAUUGUGGUGUGUCCACGAACAAAAGAGGAGUUCUCCUUCUCGUCAUUGAAACGCAUAUUCGUGACGUGA
This is a messenger RNA of Trypanosoma grayi, 1812 nucleotides long. RefSeq lists its product as hypothetical. Gene Ontology annotation, biological process: proteasome-mediated ubiquitin-dependent protein catabolic process. Gene Ontology annotation, cellular component: GID complex; cytoplasm; nucleus. Bases 1 to 1812 code for a protein of 603 amino acids. The transcript has a single exon. NCBI's taxonomy places the organism in Eukaryota, Euglenozoa, Kinetoplastea, Trypanosomatida, Trypanosomatidae. Gene Ontology annotation, molecular function: ubiquitin-protein transferase activity. The record is from RefSeq and is a predicted model, not a curated record.